AUGGCCUGGUAUGAUGCUCAGCGAUACUGCAUGGAGAACUACACUGAUCUGGUCAGCAUUAGAAAUCAGAAACAAAACGAGGAGGUGAUGCUGAACGGGAAGAAAAGCAUCACGCCGUUCUGGAUCGGCCUGCUGUGUGAUGUCUGGGAGUGGGCUGAUGGAGGACUCUCUGGCUACAGGAACUGGGGAGGUGAUAACUCUCAGCCAUUUAGCUGCGUAGAACUGGUGAAAGGAAAGAACAACAUCAUGUCCUUCUGGAUCGGCCUGCUGUGUGAUGUCUGGGAGUGGGCUGAUGGAGGACUCUCUGCCUACAGGAACUGGGGGACUGGUCAGCCUCGAUCAGAAUCAGACUGUGUAUGCAUAGAAACAAGCAAAUGGAUCUCAGUGCCAUGCAAUAGUUAUAUUAAUUCUGCUCUGUGCUACCGCAGUAAUCUCACAGGUAUCAGAACACAUUCCCACAGCACUAGAGAACAUGCCUGAUGGCUUCUAAUCAUAACGUAGUGAGUAACCAACAAGAGAACCUUUGCUGCACUCUUUUCUGCAACAGUGGUUUCUGCUGCAGUCCGAAGUCGUCUCAGAACAUUCCACAUCAUUGGGGAUGUGAG
Electrophorus electricus (electric eel) is the source of this 605-nucleotide messenger RNA. The record is from RefSeq and is a predicted model, not a curated record. Lineage: Eukaryota; Metazoa; Chordata; Actinopteri; Gymnotiformes; Gymnotidae.